AUGGGACAACGAGUACGAGAAAGCAUUUCAGGACCUGAAGUAGUACCUAACAUCACCUCCAUUACUAUCCAAGCCGGAAGCAGCAGAGAACUUAUACAUCUAUCUGGCAGUAUUAAAAGUAGCAGUGAGCUCUACUCUCAUAUGAGAAGAGCUGGGGGGCCAACUGCCUUGUGGAAGCUUAGACCCUACUUUCAAGGGCAAUUGGUCAUCGUCAUGACCCAGUACCCAUUGCAAUCAGUUUUGCAUAAUCCAGAUGGUUCUCAACAAGGCAAUGGGCAAGUUGAGGCUUCGAAUAAGACCAUCCUCGAUUGCCUUAAAAAGUUCUUUUCAGACAAGAAUGACAAGUGGCUAGAUGAGUUCCCCAAUUUUCUAUGGGCAUAUCGCACCAUUAAGAGACGAGCAACUGGCGAAACUCCAUUCUCCAUAGUGUAUGGCUCUGAGGCAAUUAUUCCUCCCAACGUCAUGGUGCCAAGCAUCAGUAUUGUACUACUAAAUUUGGAGCAGGACGAGAAUGAGAUGGCCACAAACUUAGGCUUGGUAGAGGAAGAGCGAGAGAAGGUUAUUACUCGCAUUAUUGCUUAUCAGCAGCAGCUCCUCUUUAGCUACAACAAAAGGGCAAAAACCCCGUAG
Molecule: messenger RNA, 630 nt
Organism: Pyrus x bretschneideri (Chinese white pear)
Lineage: Eukaryota; Viridiplantae; Streptophyta; Magnoliopsida; Rosales; Rosaceae
Exons: 3
Coding region: 1-630 (209 amino acids)
Molecular function (GO): nucleic acid binding
Source: RefSeq, a predicted model, not a curated record